CUCUAUAUCCAUAUCAGCGCGUCCUUCUCAGACUGUCCUCGCCUUCCAAAAAGCACACAAAUAAAUCCUGGAACUUUCAUAGACUGACUAUUACGUGUUACCUCUACAAUGGAGUUUAACAGCUCCUCGCCUUUCCCGGAGGGAGUCAUAUCCUUCCUGGAUACCGAUCUGUACAAGCUCACAAUGCAAUGCGCUGUCCUAAGAUAUUUCCCUGACGUCGAAGUCACGUACGCGUUUAAGAACAGAACUCCAGAGAAGAAGCUAUCACGAGAAGCUUUCCUCUGGCUGCAGACCCAAAUCAACAGUUUGCUACCCUUUGGUCUACUCUGCGAUCGGAUUACUAACUGCACAAAUAGAGCUCGGAAACAUUGCUCUCUCUAAAGAUGAACUACGCUUCCUGCAGUCGAUGUGUACAUAUCUGAACAAGCCAUACCUCGACUUCCUUAAAGACUUUCGACUGAAUCCGCGCGAGCAAGUGGUAGCCUCGUUCACGGCUGAGAAUGAUACUGGGAGUGGGAGCGAUAUUGGAGAGGUAGACCUACAGAUCAAGGGGCUAUGGGUAGACACGAUUCUCUACGAGAUUCCCUUGCUAGCUUUAACUAGUGAAGCAUACUUCAAGUUCAUGGACACGGAUUGGACAUAUGACGGCCAGGAAGAGAAGGCUCUAGACAAGGGACUGCAUCUGUUGGAGGCAGGCUGCGUUGUUUCGGAGUUUGGCACGCGGCGGAGGAGAGAUUACCACACGCAGGCGCUGGUAUUUCGAGGGCUUGUGAAGGCAAAGAAGGAGGGAGAGGCCAAGGGCUUGACUGGUCAAAUCGCUGGAACAAGCAACGUUCAUCUAGCUAUGCGAUUCGGAAUUCCUCCAAUUGGCACUGUCGCACAUGAAUGGUUCAUGGGGGUUGCAGCAAUAACUGGAAAUUACGAGGCAGCUACAAAAGCUGCGCUGAGUUAUUGGGUUGGGUGCUUUGGAGAGGGUGUUCUAGGAAUUGCUCUCACCGAUACAUUUGGCACACCGAUCUUCCUAAGGGCUUUUAACGAGCCUAUUGGGGAACUUCCCAAGCCAGCAAUCUCGGAUAGCACAGACAUAUCAGAUGCUGCUCCUGUAAAGGCUUCUACUAAUACUUUCGCAGAAGUGUUCACUGGCGUUCGGCAAGAUUCUGGAGACCCAGCUAAUUUCGUCAAGGUAAUGCGAGAAUUCUACGACAAGGCAGGUAUCACAUCAAAGAAGACCAUUGUCUUCUCAGAUUCCUUGAACAUCGACCUGUGUCUCGAGUACAAGAAGAUCUCUGAAGAAGCAGGCUUCGAUUGUUCAUUCGGCGUUGGGACAUUCUUCACAAACGACUUUCUCCACCUUAAGACUGGAAAGAAGUCUACCCCUCUUAAUAUCGUCAUCAAGCUAAGCUCUGCAGCUGGCAACCAGGCGAUCAAGAUCAGCGACAAUAUCGGCAAGAAUACAGGCGAUCAGGAGACAGUUAAGAAGGUCAAGAAGGAGCUUGGGUAUGAAGAAAAGGAUUGGAGUUUAGGCGACGAGGCGCAUAGAUGGGAGAAGUGAAGUGAAGUGAAGCAGGAUACAGAUAGUAUUGACGGAGGGAUUUGGCGUACAUUUUAUCGGGCGUACUUGGAUUAGAAAGACUACAGCUGUAGCUCGCUGCUACCUUACUCUGGCGGCAUUUCUAGAAAUACCCCUGGAAACGCACAGUAGACAUAUGCCUGCCUGCUAUUAAUAUACCACUCAACGUUACCUAGUUGUUUAUAUUAUGUGGCUCCUU
Molecule: messenger RNA, 1769 nt
Organism: Cadophora gregata
Lineage: Eukaryota; Fungi; Ascomycota; Leotiomycetes; Helotiales; Ploettnerulaceae
Gene: NPT1
Product: nicotinate phosphoribosyltransferase
Exons: 2
Coding region: 407-1552 (381 amino acids)
Biological process (GO): NAD+ biosynthetic process
Molecular function (GO): nicotinate phosphoribosyltransferase activity
Source: RefSeq, a predicted model, not a curated record